Molecule: messenger RNA, 1998 nt
Organism: Penicillium diatomitis
Lineage: Eukaryota; Fungi; Ascomycota; Eurotiomycetes; Eurotiales; Aspergillaceae
Exons: 1
Coding region: 1-1998 (665 amino acids)
Source: RefSeq, a predicted model, not a curated record
AUGACCAAAAAAGCACUUCUUGUUGGAAUUGAUUAUAUUCCCGUGUACCGAGACCGGAAUCUCAGGGCUUCAGACUACGAAGGGUGUUCAAACGAUGUUGAAGCAAUUCGCAGUCACUUGUGCGAAUACCUCGGCUUUCUACCUGAGAAUGUCGAAAAGCUGAUUUCUACCGCGCCGUCCCAGUCACCACCGUCCACUGGAAAGACCUCGCAACUGCCAACAUAUUCUAAUCUAGUCAAAGCUUUUGACCACCUUGGUCAGGUCAGCCAGAAGGGCGAUCUCGUUUACAUACAUCUAUCAGUUCCCCUGUGCACUGUUCCAGCACGGAUCUCCAAUUUUCACUCACUACUCGGAGUUGAUUACGCCCUGGAGCUGCCUGAUGAAGCCAAUGCAAGAUCAUACCUGCACACAUCGGAAUUGGCUCUGCUUCUCCGCGGACUCGCUGCCAGAGGACUAGAUGUGAACUGCACUCUCGAUGCCCGUGAAGGAGAUAACGUCAGUUCCAUAACGCAUUUCAAAAAUUCCAUACAUACCCAGAGCCAACUGGCGAGUGUUGCGAACCCUGAUCAUCAUCUGUUCUUCGAACAAGAAAAUACCUGGCUGUACUACCCCCAUUCGCCUAAUGACUACACGAUGCUGUCGGUGUCUCCGGGCAGGAAAUGGCCACCUCCUGUUAUGACAAGUUCUCAUGCAGGGAAGACAUUUGGGUUUCUGACUCAUCAUUUACUAAUGGUCUUGAGAAGAAAUUGUUCGCUCAUGACGUGGGAUGAUAUUUUGUGGGAGAUUUGUCGCGAAACAGAACACAAAGCAUCUGGCAACGUCCACUCCUCGGGGGCUACUGAAAAGCUGUUUCUUCUCCAAGAAGGAGAGACCGGUGACUCAAGCCCGCCGUUUCGGUUCUCGAGUACUAUGCUGUCGGAUGGCACAUCCACGAAAUUGACAAUUGAAGCUGGGGCUGUACAUGGAAUCUUCCCAGGGGCCACUGGGUUCUUUCGCCCCUUGGAACGGGAGCUCGAAAAAAGGAGGCCACAAUUACCAAAGUCCGACGUGACUUUCAGUGUCACGACAGUCAAUGAACUAUUCAGCCUGGCAGAUUUGAAUGGCUCUUUCUCAGGGUCAGAAAGUCCAGGUGGGGAACUUCGCCCUUUCACCCCCCUUCUCGCAUUGCUUAGGCUCACAUGGCUGACACAUUGGCGCAUAGGGGACACGACUCCUGCAGAUGUACAUGUAAAACUCAGCGGGAUUGCGUUGAUCGAGAGAAAGACUCUCCAGCGUGAAAGCUUACUGGGGAUCAAAGAGCACGUCGAGCUUUACGCCUCAACGCUCAAGCUCCGUGGCAAUGCAUCAGCUUUUGAUGGCCACAUUAGCGUUGAUCUUGUAGGUGGAUAUGAUACAAGUCUCGACGAUAACUGUUUGUACAAGAGCAGACCAAGUCCAAAGAUUGCUGCAGAUGGAUUUCUUCAUAUGCUCUCAGGUGACUGUGCCACAUUGCUUUUGAGCAGUGAUGUCGAGGAGCCUCUAUACGUACAGGUGCUCCAUUUUGACAGUGCUUUUGGAAUCACCGCGAUAUCCACAAGACAGGGUCAUCGGAAACUAACGAAUAUGAACCCCAUCCGGACUCAGAACUAUGGAAUAUUUCGGCAUCUCAGUCUUGAAGUCAGCGUUUCUUUGCCGAAGGUGACACUUGAAGACGAGACGAGGACUUGGGCGAGUGAAGUGGUUAAGGUGGUGGUAACGAAUCGUCCAACAUCAUUUCAAUCAUUGUGUUUGAGCUCAAUCCUUGAUCUGAAAGUCUUAAAAGCCCAGCCAGACCUAAUUGCAUCCGCUUCAGUGUGUGGUGCUGACAUCGGCUUAGUGGUUGAUAACAUCACACGAAAGCUCAAGCCCAAUCCUCACGCUCUAUGGGAUUAUGGAGAUUAUGAGGCUGGAGACAAGUGGUGCUGCUUUGACAUGAAAUUUGUUCUUCAUAAGUCGACGCAAUCACUGGGAGACGUUUGA